UGUUGAGCUACUCUCCAUGAGCUAUAUAAAUACCGCGUAUAAUAAAACCUUGGAAAUGCCAUAGGUCUCAAGGUUUGCUCCUAAAUUGAUGGAAAAUUGUGUUUCAUGGAGAAAUUCCUUACGCAGUGCUUCAUCACAAAAUCAACGUGAUGGGCAUGGGGGUACUGUGAAUACAUUUGUCAGGGCUUCUUCUGGAAAGCCAAUGAAUACUGCUAAUUCAACAAAAGAAUCUAAUGAUUAUCCUAAAGACAUAUUUCUCACCAAAAGCAAGAUUAAUAAGCCUCUUAAUUUACACGAAGACUGCUUCGAUGAAAUUCUAUCCUUAAAAAAAAAAAUCGCAUUGCUGACUUCACAGAAUAAAGAACUGAAUGUUCAAUGUCGUCUUUUUAAAGAAAAUUUGUCUAAAAAGGAAAGUGAGCUUGUGAAACUUAAUAAUCCUGCAGAGGAUUUGAAUGUAAUGCAAUGUGCACGUGGUAGCAAGCAAAACUUGUUGAGAAAUAUUCGGUCACUUCAUCAAAAACUUUUUAAACUGGAAACCCAACUGCAAGAGAAGGAUUCUCAGUACAGUCGUUUGGUAACGGACAUGAAAUUCACACGAACUGAAGAGUUGAGAAUACAACUUGAGACUGCAUACACAGAAAUCAGACGGUUAAAAGAGAAGAUCCAUAUUCUGUCAUCAGAACAGUGUCAAGUGAAAGAGAAACCAUUCACAAAACCAAGAAGAAGGAGUUCUACCUCUGAAAACAACGAAGUGAAUACUCAAAUACGAACACUGGGAAAAGUGAUCAAAGAACUAGAUCAGCAGAAGCAGGAAUUAAUAGCAAAGAAUCACUGUUUAGUCGGCAAAAUUCAGAAAUUAUACAAAUGUUUAUCAUCAAACGACUUGAAGGAAGAUAUCAAUCCUUAUCGUGCACCUGAAGAUGAUGAGCACAGCUCUCAGAUCGGAAAAUGCACAAAAUCUUCAGAUGGUCAUUUGGUUGCAACUAUUAUUGAAAGUACUGUAUCUGAAAAGGUGAAAAAUGAAACGCCAAAAGUAUCAGUUAUUGUUCGACAAGAUGAGAAAACAGUAGAAGAAUUGGCCUCUGCAAAAACUCAAAUAGUAAAUUUACAGCAGUUAAAUAAAACCUUAUCAGACGCGAAUGAAAAACUAAAGAGCCAGUAUGAAGUAAUGCAAAAGAAGAUGAAAGAGCAAGAAGCUGAGCUCCAGAAGCAUCAGAAAAAGCCUGUAAAAGAAGAUGGGUGUCAAACAGAAAAAAACAACAAUGAACAGAGCAAACAUAAUCAAGACCCUAGAUAUGAUGCAGUAACCCUUCAAAACGAAACAUCGGAAAAUAUAAUUGUUAAGGAGAACAGAGAGAAUUCGAAUACGAAUAAAUUGCAAAACAGUGACAGGAACAAUAGUGGUGGCAAGAGGCAAGAAAUAAAUCAAACUGAAGCGAAACAGAAUGUUGAAGAACAAAGCAGACAAACCACUGAAAUUAAUCUGGUCAAUACACAUAAAUAUGGGAGAUGAGGUGGCACUACAACGGAAUGAUGCUAACACAUCCAAAGAAAAACUUCACGAAAGUCCAAAUGAAGAUGGUAACGAUGACAUUGGACGAUUUUUUGAUUUAGCCUAACUAAUUGGUUUCAUGUUUUAGUAAUCCUCAGUCUCUUCGUUUCUCUGUGUAUAAACACCAAAUUUUAAUGCAUGUUAAUCAAAAUGUAACGUUGAAGAAAUCGUGUUUUAACAAACAGUUAACAGGCAUAACGUAAAUUUAAAAAAACAACAUGACAAAACACCUACAAAAAUGUUGUCUUUUCCUUAUUUUAUAUAAUUCACGCUCAAUCUGUUUUCUUUUAAAUAGGUUGCUAUAUGGUAUUUUAAUUCAGUGACACAUCUUUGUAAAUAA
Molecule: messenger RNA, 1892 nt
Organism: Trichobilharzia szidati
Lineage: Eukaryota; Metazoa; Platyhelminthes; Trematoda; Strigeidida; Schistosomatidae
Source: the annotation of a GenBank genome assembly